This is a messenger RNA of Drosophila montana, 2579 nucleotides long. RefSeq names its product C2 and C2B_Munc13-like domain-containing protein staccato (gene stac). Gene Ontology annotation, cellular component: secretory vesicle. Lineage: Eukaryota; Metazoa; Arthropoda; Insecta; Diptera; Drosophilidae. The transcript has 10 exons. The record is from RefSeq and is a predicted model, not a curated record. The coding region runs from base 204 to 2564 and encodes 786 amino acids.
ACACUGUUAAUGGGUCUUCAUUUUACACAAUCGUAAAGUGUUUGGAUACAUGUGAAAAUACGCAUACUGAUUUAGUUUGAUACCAAAAACAAUAGUGACAUGAAAACAAAUAUUUACAAAAAAAUUAUCAUAAUCAUGUGUACACCAAAGUGCGAAAUGCUAAAAAAAUAAUAACGCAGAGUUUGAUAAAUUGGUGUUUAAAAAUGAGUUAUUUAUCCUUGCCCCGAGUUCUAUCUAAUAUCAGUUCUCGAAACUUCACCGACAAAAAUUCAAACUUUCUAAGUUUAAACCGUGCCGCUGGUCAUGAGAGGCGACAAAUUCCAAAAGUAUUUUCUACUCUUUCAUUAAAUGAAACAGCGGAGCGACGUAAACGAAUUCUUAACAGAAAUGGAAGUAUUUCUAAUCAGCAUUUUCGUGGUGUUCACAAGCAUUUAUUAGAAUCUCACACCAAAGUAGUUUGUCAUUCAAUGACAAUUGAGGACUUGUACGAAGAGGUUCUGUUUGAAAUUUACAACAACAUUGGUUGUGAGACUAGUGAUGUUUGUACAGAUGGCCUGGUGGAGUUUGCAAAGGACGUUUUCAAAAUACCUAACUCAACUCAUUUGGAAAUUUCUGAAAUUGCCAAGAUGAAGGAACCACCUAACCUAAGACUUAAUGUUGAAGUCAUAAAAGCAGAAAAUUUACUUUCAAAGGAUUCAAAUGGAUUAUCAGAUCCGUUUGUAACAUUAUACUUGGAAUCAAACAAUUCGCACCGUUAUAAUUCAUCCGUAAAAAUGUCUACAUUGAAUCCUACAUGGGAGGAACACUUUUCAUUGCCAAUUAUUGAAGGUCCUCAUGAGGAAAUUCUAAUUAUUGAAGUUUGGGAUUUCGAUGCUGCGGAAACCAUCAAAGACAAGUUUAAUAAACUUUUGGAUGUCAAAGGCGUGAAAGGCCUUAGUAAGCUAAUGAAGGAAAUUGCCGUUACUGCUUCUUCUGGAAAACAUGAUAACGAAUUAAUUGGGCGUGCAGUGAUUUCACUUAAGUCUAUUCCAGUUUCUGGACUCACAGUUUGGUAUAAUCUGGAAAAAGGGAGUAAAACAAAGAGUCGCGGAUCUAUUUUAGUGAAUAUUGCGCUAAGUGCUGAAAAAAAUAAAAAUGUAGCAACCCAAGAACAUAAACACCUUUUAAAAUUGUUACUCAUGCAUGAGUUGGAUACGUCGCAAGUGGCCAACUUUUGGUGGAGCGGUAAAUUUAGCUCCAUGGCCGAAGCUAUUAGAACUCAACACGCUGUUCAAAGUGGACUAUCUUCCUUCGAUUGUGCACUUAGUCAAUGGCAUGCGUAUAGUACUGUUCAUGAGACCCACAAACUUAAUUUUGUUCUCUUCAAUUCUAUACUCGACGUUUUGGUUUCAGUAAUUAGCUGUUUACAAAAAGACUCUGAAAACCUUAAAACAUUUUGGGAGGGUGCAAAAAGGCUGCUGCCAUCUUGCUUUUCGGUAUUAAGACAACUACGCUCCAGAAACGUCAGUGAUAACAAAAUACUAAAAGCACUCUCUGAAGUAUUAGAUAUUCUAUCGAAACUGAAAACGUUUGAAGUGCCAGAAACAAUUGAAAUAUUUCCUAAAUCAGUCUAUGGAUGGAUGGAAAAAGGUGAUUCUCAAGAAUCAUGCAAUAUCGAUUCCGCUAUCGUUGAUGCAAUAAAUAGUGGAGCGAAAGAAUGGAUGGAACAUAUUAUUGAAGGCAGCAAUCUAACAAAAGACAAUGGUUCCGAUGAAAAUAAAUUGCAAAAUGUUAUUAAAAUAAUACAAAUGGUUCGAGCAGAUCUACAACGUGCAAUGGAAUAUUUUGAUAAAUUGUUUUACCACAAAAUUCGUCUUAACUAUUCUACUACACUAUUUCUGUUUUAUGAUUCAAAACUGGUGGAGAUAUGUAAAACUAAUGUAAAAGAAGUGUGUACCAACAUUAAAAUGUUAGAUGUUCCUGAUGAUCAGUUUGAAUAUUUACCAAAUAUUGAUGAAGUGAAUAUGGGAACUACAUUAUUUGAAGUUUAUUUGGUUCUUAAACGGUACAAUACUCUAGGGCAAUCACUAUGUCCCAACUGUAAAUUGGAGAUGACUGAAUUUUAUCAAUGGUUUGAAAGGGGUGUAACACAUUGGCUUGAUAUUUCAAUAAUAAAAGCCCUUAAUCGCAUUCAGAAAGCUAUAGACUUAGACCAACUCCAUGCUGUCGAUGAAACGGUUAAGUAUAGUUCAUCUGCAGUAGACACGUUGGCCAUUUUUUAUCAGAUUAAAAUAUUUUGGCAACAAUUGGACUGGCCAGAAAUAGAAGGAUCGUACACAUUUGUAGCGAAAAUUGUAAAUGAUAUAUGCCGAUGUUGCGUUUUCUAUGCACAGCGUAUGUCACGCCGUGUAGAAACCAUAACCAAAUUAGAAGAGAACGAGGAAAUGUUUAUUUUAUCGCAAGAAUGGUGUUUGGCUAUUAACAACAUGGACUACAUCCGCCAGAGCUUACCCUCAUUUAUAAAGCAGAUUGGUAGACGUGUAGCACUAACCAUUCAAUAUAUACAUAGAUGCUUUAAAUGCUAAAAUAAUCGUAACAAC